AUGUUGUACACAGAUGGUGACAAACUCACCUUUCGUUUCGACGACCACCUACUAUGGAUCCAACCAUGGGGCGAAAAUGCAUUCCGCAUCCAAGCAACCAAGCUGGCAUCCAUGCCGACAGAGGACUGGGCACUCAGCUCAAAGCCAGAGAGUCCUCCACCAAUCUUUGAAAGUCUAGAUAGCCAAGCCAAAACAAUCACAAAUGGAAAUAUCAAAGCGACAGUUUCCCCACGGGGCAAACUCAUAAUCAACAACUCAAAGGGAAUCAAGCUCGUGGAUGAAUACGCCCGCAAUCGACGAGAUCCUCUCGAUGAAAAAUGCAGUGCCUUGGAAAUCGAAGCCAGAGAACUACGUCCUAUUUUGGGUGGAGACUUCCACCUAACGGCACGAUUUGAAUCUCUGGAUCCCAAAGAGAAAAUCUUCGGAAUGGGUCAAUACCAACAGCCAUACUUGAAUCUUAAGGGGACUGAUCUGGAGCUCGCGCAUCGCAAUUCUCAAGCCAGUGUCCCAUUUGCUAUCUCAUCGCGUGGAUACGGGCUUUUAUGGAAUAAUCCAGGAAUUGGACGAGCAGUGUUUGGAAGAAACGUGAUGAGCUUCGAGGCGUACUCUACAAAGGCUCUCGACUAUUGGAUCGUAGCUGGAGAUACUCCAGCGCAGAUCGAAGAAGCUUAUGCAAGCGUGACGGGGUAUGUUCCCAUGAUGCCAGAGUAUGGACUCGGGUUCUGGCAAUGCAAGCUUCGCUACUGGAAUCAGGAGCAACUACUCAACGUGGCACGAGAAUAUCGCCGUCGUGAGGUUCCUCUUGAUUUGAUUGUAAUUGAUUUCUUCCAUUGGAAACAUCAAGGUGAAUGGAGCUUUGAUGCGGAGUUUUGGCCGGACCCUGAUGCCAUGAUCAAGGAGCUCAAGGAACUCAAGGUAGAGCUUAUGGUUUCCAUCUGGCCUACAGUUGAGAAUGCAUCUGAGAACUAUCCCGAAAUGUUAGAGCGUGGACUUUUAAUCCGACACGAUCGUGGGCUACGAGUGGCAAUGCAGUGCGACGGGGACAUCACCCACUUCGACGCUACUAAUCCAGAGGCACGCAAAUUCGUCUGGAGCAAAGUGAAGAAGAACUAUUACCAACGUGGUAUCAAAGUGUUCUGGCUAGACGAAGCGGAGCCAGAGUAUUCGAUCUACGACUUCGAUAUCUACCGGUAUCAUGCUGGCAGUAAUCUCCAGAUUGGCAACAUCUUCCCUAAGGAAUAUGCGCGUGGCUUUUACGAGGGAAUGCAAGAGGACGGACAAGAAAACAUCGUGAAUUUGCUGCGCUGCGCCUGGGCAGGAAGCCAGAAGUACGGAGCUCUUGUCUGGAGUGGUGACAUCGCGUCCUCUUGGAGCUCUUUCCGGAACCAAUUGGCAGCUGGUCUAAAUAUGGGCCUUGCUGGAAUUCCCUGGUGGACAACUGAUAUUGGAGGCUUUCACGGGGGCAAUCCAGAUGACCCUGACUUCCGGGAAUUGUUUACCCGCUGGUUCCAGUGGGGUGCAUUUUGCCCUGUGAUGCGACUACAUGGAGACCGCGAACCAAAGCCUGAAGGACUACCGACUGCGAGCGGAGCAGAUAAUGAGAUUUGGUCGUAUGGGGAUGAAGUUUACGAGAUCUGUAAGAGAUUUAUUGGAAUCCGUGAAGAGCUCCGUGAGUAUACUCGGAGCUUAAUGAAGGAAGCUCAUGAGAAGGGGACACCUGUUAUGCGCACACUAUUUUACGAAUUUCCUCAAGAUGAGAAGGCUUGGGAUGUUGAAACGGCUUAUAUGUUUGGAUCUCGCUAUUUGAUUGCACCUGUCUUGGAGCCUGGAAAGCGCAAGCAAAGUGUCUAUCUACCAGUCGGAGCCUAUUGGACAUUAUGGGGGAAGGCCAGUAUGCGACCAGAAUGUAUUCCAAAGGUAUUUGAAGGUGGAAGCACAGUUGAAGUAGAUUGUCCGAUUGAGACUAUGCCAGUAUUCUUUCGCGUCAACUCAAGAUGA
This is a messenger RNA of Penicillium malachiteum, 1998 nucleotides long. RefSeq names its product putative glycosyl hydrolase. Gene Ontology annotation, biological process: carbohydrate metabolic process. The coding region runs from base 1 to 1998 and encodes 665 amino acids. The record is from RefSeq and is a predicted model, not a curated record. Lineage: Eukaryota; Fungi; Ascomycota; Eurotiomycetes; Eurotiales; Aspergillaceae. Gene Ontology annotation, molecular function: hydrolase activity, hydrolyzing O-glycosyl compounds; carbohydrate binding. The transcript has 2 exons.